AGGAUGGCGAGGACGCAAAGAGAGCUGUGGCUUUAGCCGGCGCUAGCUAACACUGACGCUCCAGUCAGGUCACCACCGUGGGACACCACGUCUCCUGACAGAGAGAGAGAUUACCUGGCUAACCUCAGAGCCCCUGCCCACUGACGGAACGGACCAGCACAGCACCACACCUCCCUGCCACCCCACCGUGGCCUGCUAACAAGACGUCCAGACCCGAUACAACAACGGUUGGUCGUUAUCGACUGUAGAGAGGGCUGACGACGGCUCUGGCACCACUUCAGCCACGAGGACAUGGCUUCCAACAGCAUCUUUGACUGCUUCGGGAACUACGGCCCCACUCUACUGAGAGACCCUACCACCACCAGACGGUUCACACCGCCCUCCACGUCGUUCCCCUGCAGCAAGAUUGGAGACGGCAGCGGGACCAUGGGCACCCCUGGACCGCUGAGGACACGACCCGAGGCCAGGAAUGUGGUGGACGUCCUGUCAGACCACGCUGGCGAACUGGUCCGGACGGACAGCCCAAACUUCCUCUGCUCCGUGCUGCCCUCACACUGGAGGUGCAACAAGACACUCCCUGUGGCUUUCAAGGUUGUCGCACUCGGUGAUGUGCCCGACGGGACUUUGGUCACAGUGAUGGCGGGGAACGACGAGAACUACUCAGCGGAGCUUCGGAACGCGUCUGCGGUGAUGAAGAACCAGGUCGCCCGCUUUAACGACCUGCGGUUCGUGGGCAGGAGCGGACGAGGAAAGAGCUUCACUCUAACCAUCACAGUCUUCACCGGUCCUCCUCAGGUGGCCACCUACCACCGUGCCAUUAAAGUGACUGUGGAUGGGCCCAGGGAACCCAGACGUGAGUACUUACAGGGACACAGGGUGAAGAUGGAGGACCCCCAGAAGAUGCAGUUCUCUGAUAGGCUGACAGAGAUUGAGCGCUACCAGCGGGCCAGCCUGAGGAUGGGGCCUGGUAACCCCCAGCCCCGGCCCAUGCACCAGAGCCACCUGGGGCCCUCUACCCAGUCCCAGAUACAAGCCCUGUGGUCUGACCAGAUUGACCCACCAACUCUGAAGACAUGCAAGGUGGAGGACGACCUCAGAUGGUCAAGUCCCACCGCUGACCUCUUCCCCCAGAGGACCACCUUCCCUUCUCUGUCCCCGCUGACCGACCCCCGUUUCUCAGACCCACGUAUGCACUACCCAGGGGCCUUCACCUACUCAGCCAACCCCUCCAGCACGGGCAUCGGAGGCCUCAGUGUGACAGGCAUGUCCGCCUCCUCCCGCUACCACACCUACCUGCCCCCGCCCUACCCUGGAAACCAGAACCAGGGCAGCCACUUCCAGUCCAACUCCUCCCCCUACCACCUGUACUAUGGCACCGGGUCCGGCUCCUACCAGUUCUCCAUGGUGGGCCCGGCCGGGACCGGGGGUGAGCGUUCCCCCACCCGCCUGCUGCCUUGCUCUGGAAUCUCAGCCUCUGGAGGGGGCAACAGCCUGAUGAACCAGGGCCUGAACAACCAGAGCGAGGGGGUGGAGGCAGACGGCAGCCACAGCAACUCCCCCACGGCCAUGAGCGGCUCUGGACGCAUGGACGAGUCUGUCUGGAGGCCUUAUUGACUGUCAGACAGCUAGAGGAAAUGCAGGAGAAAGAAGAGAGAGUAAAGAAGAUGAACGAACAAAAAAAGAUGAAUCCUCCCCCAAAAAGAAAUGCUGCAUGUUUGUAUUUUAUUUCUCGCGCACUCGCUUCGUACCCUUUUCCUAGUUGACCAAAGACAUUCACUGUCUGUCAGGAUGCCAUGGCCAGAGAUUGCCUUUAUGCAAGCCAUGGGUAUAUCCUGCACUGUGACAGGGACUACUCUCUGAGGCUCUGAAACCAUACAAAUCUCAUGCUUUUCAAUUGAUGAGUAAGAAAUGCAAAAUAACUGUAAAUAGAUGUUAUGGUGUUACAACAAAAAGCCAUAGUAAUAUAUCAGGAUCUUUUGAAAAACAGGUACAUGCAUACCAAAGACUAUGAAUGGCAAAACCUUCAUAGCCAUUCACUCUAUGCAGCUGAUGAACUGAAAAAAUGCUAGUGCUAUUGUGGUUAACUAGCCAACACGACCAAAAUGAUCCUUUUCCCUCAGAUGACAGUACCUUUCUUGGCAUUACAAGCUAAGCAUCCAGACCAGUGACUGUACUGCCUCAACGGCCUUUCACUGUCAGGUGAUAAUAGAGGUCAAAUAUGAUGUUUGCUUCACGAGUGUCUCAGAAACUGCCCUAGAUGGCUUGUGGCUGUAUUGCUAAUGUAACAUAACAGUUGAUUCUGAAGCUUUUAUUUUGUGUGAGGUUUGGAGAUUCACCCUUCAGUCCAUGAAACGUCAUUAAAAACAAUACAUGGUCUCAAAGUAAUUCUGCAUUGCUUGACAAUUUAAUGUACUAUUAUGUACUGAUGUCUGAGUGAAGCUCCCCUGUAAAGUUGUUAAUGUAUUGAUAAUCUAUGCAGUAGAAUAGCUGAUAUUUUGAAGACUGUACAGGACAUUAGCAGAUUUUUUUUUUUUUUU
Messenger RNA from Oncorhynchus mykiss (rainbow trout), 2537 nucleotides. RefSeq names its product runt-related transcription factor 3. Gene Ontology annotation, cellular component: nucleus. Gene Ontology annotation, biological process: chondrocyte differentiation; neuron differentiation; hemopoiesis. Gene Ontology annotation, molecular function: DNA-binding transcription factor activity, RNA polymerase II-specific; RNA polymerase II cis-regulatory region sequence-specific DNA binding; ATP binding. Lineage: Eukaryota; Metazoa; Chordata; Actinopteri; Salmoniformes; Salmonidae. The record is from RefSeq and is a predicted model, not a curated record.